Molecule: messenger RNA, 2524 nt
Organism: Leptopilina boulardi
Lineage: Eukaryota; Metazoa; Arthropoda; Insecta; Hymenoptera; Figitidae
Gene: Xbp1
Cellular component (GO): nucleus
Molecular function (GO): RNA polymerase II transcription regulatory region sequence-specific DNA binding; DNA-binding transcription factor activity, RNA polymerase II-specific
Source: RefSeq, a predicted model, not a curated record
CACUCGCAUUAGAUUGACGAUAUUACAUCAGACAAAAAAGAAGUAUUUGCUUUCUAUAAGGAAGCAAAAUAAUAAAAAGCCAGUCAUCAAACAGAUUCCAAAGAAGACGGAUCUCUUUUUUUAAAAAGAAAUUUUGAAAAUCAUAAAUACAUUUUCAUUGGUCAAAAGAGUGCACAACUCAUUGGUUCCUGUUUUUAAUUAAAAAUCAAAGUGUGUGACAGUUCAUUUGAAAAUAAUUUAUUGGCAAAAAAAAAAUUUUUUCUUUUUUUUUAUUGAACGUGAUUUGUUUUUUUUUAAAAUUAUUUCUUAUGGCAGAUCAUUAUGAGUGCAUUGAAAAGUGUAAUCAUCACGUUGCCUAAGGGCGGUCUUAAAAAAGACACGGGCUUAAUUUCAACUGGUACAAAAUUAAAUUUCACAACUUCCAUUCUUACUGAUAAGCAACACAAAUUUGAUAACAACAGGAAACUAGUGAAACAUAUGGAAGACACAAUGAUGGAUACGACAAUUUUAAAACAGGAACCAAUUAAUAUUCGUGGAAAAAAACGACGACUCGAUCACCUCACGUGGGAGGAGAAACUUCAAAGAAAGAAGUUAAAAAACAGAGUAGCCGCACAAACGUCACGAGAUCGAAAAAAGGCAAAACUUGAUGAACUCGAGGAGACGGUGCGCAUGUUAACGGAACGAAAUGAUCUUUUAAUUCAAGAAUGCACAAUGCUCAGAUCGGAAAAUGAAACACUCCUUAAUGAAAGUGAACAAAUGAAAUUGAAUACAGAGACAAAAAAGGACGAUCGACUUUGUUCGAUGUGUCAAGGUCGUGUCGACUUUACUGUACCCUCUUCGGGAUCAGCAGAAUCUCGCUUUAACCCUCUGCCGCAGGGUGGGUCAGUUCAGUCGGCAGUACCUCUGACGUUGACGCCAAGUGCAAUCGUCCUUCUGAAGAUACUGACGCUCUCCCUCCUCUCGAAGAAUUAUUCAAUGAACUCCAAGGAGACGAUUACAUCGACCGACUCGAAGAAUUGGCAGAGAGCCUUUUGCGAGAAGUUACCGCAGAAGUGGAAGCACAUUCUUCUCGACCAAAUGAGCAGAUAUCAGUCAAGAAGGAAACCGCCGCCGGAACACCUGCGUUGGUGGAUCAAACAUCAAGAAACGUGGAAUCCAAUACAGAUUCAAGAGGUUUGACAAGUCGAUCGAACGACAAAUUGCGUUAAUGGAUUUUCAAGUAAUCAACAAUUGGCCAAAAAUCAGGGAAAUCAUCAUCAUCAUCCUCAUAAUAAUAAUAAUCAUCAUCACCAACAACAACAGGAUGUGAAGGUUAAACGCGAGCCAGUUACCGAUGUUGACACUGUUUAUGGUACUUAUGACGAGGUUACUAAUUGUAUAACAAUCAUCUAUCCCGGUGACGAUGACGACAUUAAAAUUCAAGAGAGUGUUCAAGAAGUGUCAACGGAAAAUUUGUCAAAUCAAAAAGAUGAACAAAUGCCUGUGACGCCUGUACAAACGUACAUUGAUCACCUUUCACCUUAUACAUGUCACGAUUCAAUGUCACCAGCGAGCAUUCAUUCAGAUGACACAGAUUCAAGUGCAACCGUAUCAAAUAAACAAGAUUCAAAUUUUUCCGAUAUUGGCUAUGAAUCACAUGGAUCACCUUUUGAAGAAACUGUUAGCGUUCCUGAAACAUCGACGCUAACAGAUUUAUGGCACGAGAGUUUCUCAGAAUUAUUUCCCAGUUUAGCCUGAUUGGAAAAAUAAUUUUCUUAUCAGUGAUUUUUGUUUUGAUAUACCUCCCCCCCUCUAAUGAUUGUAAAAAAAAAAUUAAGAAAAAUUUAUUGAAAAGUUGAUGAAUAAUAUAGAAAUUGAAUUCGUUUCAAUAAAUGCCAUUUUGUAAUUUUGAAUGAAAUUGGAAAUUAUUUUUUUUUUUUCUAAAAGUAUAAUUUAAUAUUAUAUAAAAUAAUUUUUCAAAUCAAAUUCAAAAAUACCAAACGGAAUUCAUAAACGUAUUUUUUUGUCAGAAACUUUCAAUAUGUUUUUUUUUGUAUUUUAUCUGUGAUAUUUAAUGCGAAUUUUCGUUUGACAAUUUGCACUCUUAUUUUUAUUAUACUAUAUAUAAAUAUAUGAUUCUCUUCGUGUCCAAUUGGAGAUUUUGUGAAUUUUGAAAAUAUUCUUGCACUUCAUUGUAAUGCCGAUAGAUAUUAAUACUUUUUUUUUUUUUAUAAGUUUAUAUUUAACAAUAGAGAGUAAUAAUUUUAUGUUACGGUAUUUUUUAUUCAUGAAAAAAUAAUAGUUUUUUUGUGUCAGCAAAAAUGUGUUGAGUCAUCCUCGUAAAUAUUUGGAAAUAAGUAUCAUAAAGAGUAAUUUUUAAGCAUAUAAUUCAUUUUUUUUUUUUUGAAACAUUGGUAUAUUUAAUCGUCUAUUAUUUAUGUAAAUAAAUUUAUUAUUUAUUUUGUAAUCUUCAAUAUUCUGAGGAUUUGAAAAAGCACAAGAUGUGAGUGAAAUACAAAUACACUUGAAAGUCCUCAAAACUAAA